This is a messenger RNA of Papaver somniferum (opium poppy), 1980 nucleotides long. RefSeq names its product putative F-box/LRR-repeat protein At3g18150. NCBI's taxonomy places the organism in Eukaryota, Viridiplantae, Streptophyta, Magnoliopsida, Ranunculales, Papaveraceae. The coding region runs from base 562 to 1737 and encodes 391 amino acids. The record is from RefSeq and is a predicted model, not a curated record. The transcript is spliced from 4 exons.
UACCAAAAUCCCGGGGUUUCCAUAGUUUCAGUUCCAAACCCUAAAAGAAAAUGACAUUUUCUCCUUCAAAAAAUAAAAUUCCAACCCUAAAAAGGACCUUCUUCCUCUUUCGGUCGUAGAUUUCCACCCAACCUAAACACCUAAAUCUGCUACCAAGAAAACCAUUACAAAACCUGCUGGAGUUGCAGACAUCAGGUUUUUAAUUUCUUGCUGAACAUUGUGUUAGGUUUUACCAAGAAAACCCCCAAAAUUUUAGUUUUAAUUCACAAAUAUGGAAGAAGAAACAAUAGAUUCACCUGAACCAGCAUCACCAAAAUCAGAAGAAGACAGAUUUAGCUUAUUACCUAAUGCAUUAAUUCAUCAUAUCUUAUCAUUUGUUGAUGACAUGAGAAUCACAGUACAAAUGAGUAUCUUGUCAAAUAGAUGGAGAUAUAUUUGGAAAUCUCUCCCAGUUCUUACUUUCAGGUAUGACCCGAUAGUAAGUAAUGGAUUUUUUAGGGAUUUUGUUGCUACAGCACUGAUGCUUCGCGAAGAUACUGAUAUACGUGCUCUAACUGUUCUAUGGUUGAUCCCCUUAAUACCGACAUUGGUAUAGCUGAUGCUCUUAAUACAUGGAUACUUUAUGCUGUUAAACGGGAAGUUAAAGAGUUGGUGUUUGUUAUUGGAGUUAAUAAAUCUCAGUCGUUUGAGUUUCCUGAGUGCGUUUUUAAUUGUGAGUCGUUGACGGAUUUACAUUUAUACUUGGGUAGCAUGUAUCGUUCUACGCUUUGCCUGCCUGAGUCAAUACAUUUACCUAAUCUGAAAUCUUUGAAGUUUGAAGCUCUUCGUUUGUAUGAAGAUUUGAUGAAUGACUUCUUCACAUGCUGUCCUGCUCUCGAGUCAGUAACCAUAAGAAAUUGUAUUAUGGGUGACUUGCAAAUUGUUUCUCAUUCACUUAAGCACUUUACCAUGGUUUACUCAUCCUUCAAUGCAACUGUUAGCGAAGUGGCCAAUUCUGUCUUGUUAUUUGCUCCAAAUCUGGAAUCCUUUGAUAUCAAAUGUCACCCGACACAGCUCUUUGGUUUAUUCCUUAAAUCUCUGGUAAAAGCUGAUGUUGAGAUGGUUGUACAAGAAAAAAGGAAUAGUCCAUACACAUAUUCAGAGCUUCCUGGCAAAGCGAAGGAUAUGUUUGCUAAGGCUAUGAUGCUAAUGCUAGAAAAAUUUCGUAGCGUGAAAGAUCUAACAUUAUCUUCUCGUUUUAUACAGAUUAUCUCAAGAUCACCUGACUUAUUAAAGACUAAUCCCCCUCAACUGCCUAAUCUACGGCGUAUGCAGCUGCGUACUUAUCUUUCAAAGGACUGUGCUCAGGCAAUAUUAUAUUUGCUGAGGAUUUCUCCUAAAAUAGAAUCUUUAUCAGUACGUAUAGAUAAGGACUGCCUUGCCGAGCAACCAACAGGUACAUACUGUGAUGAGAUAAACUUUCCCUCGGAAAAUAUUGAAGAGUAUUGGAAGCCAGGGUUGACAUCACAAUAUGAACCAUUGCACCUCAAAGUUGUUGAGCUGGUGGAUGUUAAUGGAUCUGUUGAUGAACUUCGGUUUAUUGAAGUUUUCUUGAAAUAUGCUGUCAGAUUGGAGAAACUGGUUCUUUAUUGGAACUGGGAUGGGUCAGAUAAUCUUAUGGAUAGAGUGAUGAAAUUUGAUGAGAAGCUACGUUCAUUACCAAAAGCUUCUUCCAGGGUUUCGACCUUAUUCUACUAAACUGUUCUUGGUGGUACACCAUGAUGUCACUUUUCUGUUUAUUAGAUUAAGAUGUUAGGGUUUGGUUUCGUGUUAUUUCGACAUAGUAACUUUUCUUUGUUCUGUACUGUUUUUGCAUAUCAUUUGCAUCAUUAUCUAUUUAGAGGUACCUCUAAUUUUUAUAGAUUCGAGAGUCCAUCAAACUUGGUGAAAGAAGUUCUUUUACGAAAGUGAUUAAUCGAAUAAUGGUGUUGCUACUACUGU